AUGCUAAUGGUUCCUCGGCGAACCGCCAUUGCAGCUUCAGGUAAGGCCAACUUACGAAUCCCUUCUACUCGCCUUGUCAAACAAAAUGAAAGCGACGCCAGUGCGCGAAGCCCCAAAGCUGCAUCAGGGCAGAGCCCUACAGAGCACCCUGCCAUAUCAUCCGUCAAUGCCUCUGACAAGCACAGUUGCUCCACUUCCAUCUCGACUAAGCAUCAGCAGCGUAAAGGUGGACGAAGAGGUCGGCGCUAG
Messenger RNA from Protopolystoma xenopodis, 249 nucleotides. Lineage: Eukaryota; Metazoa; Platyhelminthes; Monogenea; Polystomatidea; Polystomatidae. The record is from the annotation of a GenBank genome assembly.